AUGGAGUUUGGAAGUGAGUUCCGCCCAGGGAAAAAAGUGCACAGUAAUCCGGAAAUUGUGGAAGAUCAUAACGGAGCUCCCCGCCUAGAGAUGCCACGUGACCAUCCACGUGUGGUUCAGCAUUCUCGUAUCAGUUACAAUCGUGGAGAGCAAAUGGGGAUGUGAGCUUGAUUCUUUCCAAUUCCCCUCCAGACAAUCCUAGCACUGAUGAUAUCAUAGCCAUAAUUGACUAUGUGGGUGGAUAUGCUUGCAAAGAUAGCGAACCCACUGGUGCAACUGCUGAUCUCUUUAAGGACAUGGUGAAUGCUGUUGAUGCAGCUGAUGCAGACCAAGUGACAGGUAAGUCAAUGUGUGCUAAGAUGCUUAUAAAGACCGUGGGAAGACGACAUAUCAGUGGACUCGAGGCAUCUUUUGAGCGGAGUGGCCUAGCACUUUGGCGAUGUAGCCGUCCAUUGACCUAUUUGUCAAUGUCGGGGUCAAGGAGACUUGAACGUGAUGGUGAAACUGCAACUCGUACCACCCCACUGGAUAAGUACCUUGCACGACCACCAAAUGAGCACUGUUGUUGGUACCACUUUGCAUCGAGGAACGGUAUUGUCACUAUUGUAAGCGGUGGUUCUACACACGCAACGUGGCAACUGAAUGAGGACUACUGUAGGACUAUGCUUCUGCUACACUGGCCAAGCUUGUUUGACAUUCAAGAAGUGAAGGGGGAUGCUGAAUCUUGGAUUGAUCGCUUUAAGGACUUUAUUGCAAGUGAUGACUGUCCAACAUUUGUAAAGGCCCAAGUUGCUAAGGCACAGCGUUAUGCAGACCACCCACAAGAACCAGUAUUUGAAGAGGAUGAAGAAGAUGAUGCUGUCGAAGCAGAAGAACAACCUGACUGGGUGGAUGUAUAUGCAGGGCGGAACCAAAUAUAUGAGGGUGUAGAGAGGGACUUUGAUUAUGAUGGUGGGGAGGAC
Molecule: messenger RNA, 962 nt
Organism: Porites lobata
Lineage: Eukaryota; Metazoa; Cnidaria; Anthozoa; Scleractinia; Poritidae
Source: the annotation of a GenBank genome assembly